Aspergillus nidulans FGSC A4 is the source of this 1923-nucleotide messenger RNA. Its product is annotated as putative carboxylesterase. Bases 1 to 1923 code for a protein of 640 amino acids. The transcript has 4 exons. Lineage: Eukaryota; Fungi; Ascomycota; Eurotiomycetes; Eurotiales; Aspergillaceae. The record is from RefSeq and is a predicted model, not a curated record. Gene Ontology annotation, molecular function: cholinesterase activity.
AUGAAAAUUCGCCUUCUUGUGGUAGCUGUCUUUAUUGUCAAUAAUCAUGCUGGGGCGAUUUUGCUUGGUCCUAUGGGACAGCAUGAACUUCGCGAUGCAUGCGAAGAGUUCGGGGAGACCAUGAUCUCCCUUUCCACAGUCAUGGAGUACAAAGAGGACUUUCAACGCUUGUUCUCGUAUUAUUUCUACACUAACAACCAGACCGAAACGGCCGAACACAAAUCUGGGCGAUUCUACGUCCGAGAUGGGGUGCUAUCUGUUGAGGAUGGUGAGAAUCAACUUGAUCACUAUCCUUUCCCUUCUCGAAAUAUUCCGCUUCCUGUCUUGUGCACACAGACCAGUAAUGACGACAAACAAAGACGAGGGAGGACCGUGCAGCAGCAACUGAUUCGAGUCAACUCGGAGAACAACAUGUACGUAGGAUACCGGAACCAAAAAUCAUUUCGUUUCUUAGGGAUCCCAUACGCGGAUGCUCCAACUCGGUUUUCUUAUGCGAAGCCAUACUCUGAAAAGUUCCGCACAAUCAAGGCUACGGAGUAUGGGUCCAGUUGUGCCCAGGUUGCCGGUGGCAGCGAGGACUGCCUGUACCUCAACAUCCAAACGCCAUAUAUCCCGAAGAAGAACUCUACAGCUGGCCUACGGCCAGUUCUUUUCUGGAUCCACGGUGGUAAUUUCGUUGCUGGCGCUGGUUCUGACCCUGCGACGGACGGUGGCAAUUUAGCCUCACGAGAAGACGUGGUUGUCGUGACAUUCAAUUAUCGACUCUCGACGUUGGGCUUUUUAGCGGUGCCAGGGACAGACAUCCAAGGAAACCAAGGGAUCGCUGAUCAGAUCCUUGCUCUUGAGGUAGUUCUAUACAGGAACUGGAACGUGGAUUCAGGCAGUGCUGAUCUGGUGAAGGAGCAGGUGCUAGGCGCCAUUGCGAUGUCGGACGUGAGAAAUGGCGCUGGCAUUAAGUACGAACAUCGUGAAGCGUCAUAUAGCUCAUACCUGAGCGUCUCAGAAUCAUAUCAAACAGCCGGCCAGAAAAUAUUAUUCGAAGCUGGCUGUAAUCAGGACACGACUGAGCAGCAGAUAUCAUGCUUGAGGGACCUUCCUGCGUCUACUCUUGUCAAUUUGCCAACGAUUGCACACCACAUCGUUCAGGACGGGAAAUAUAUCAAUACAACAGACCUAAACCUCAGUGAGAGACAUGCAGGCACCGCUCACGUCCCGGUUAUAUUCGGAAAUGUCGCCGACGAAGGUGCAUCAUUCAUCCCUUUCUCCAAUAACAUCGAGUCUGAGCUCGAGGGUAUCCAAGAAUUUUUGAAUAUCAGCACCACCCAGGCCCUCAAAAUCAUCGAUUCAAACCUGUUCCCCAGUCCCAACACAGGUAAUAUAACCUUGGAUUCUUUCGCUGUUGCCCAACGCAUAGCGACAGACAUUAAAAUCCGGUGUAUAAACCAAGCCGCCCUAUAUGCAGGUGUAUCCACCGGCGUUUUCAAACCAUCAUACUACUAUCAGGUGCAGCGAACAAUUGGCGGCACCGACCCAAAUAACCUCGGCGGACCACCAUCAUCGUCUGAGUAUCCACUCGGAGAUCCAGACCUUUUCUAUUUCCGUCUUCACGGUUCAGACCUACCUUUUGUCUUUGGCAAUCUCGAUGCUGCUCGAGAUCCUCUAGACCUCUUCGCUGCACAGCUCAUAUCAUCCUAUUUCGCUGAGUUCGUACGCUCCGGACAGCCCAAUCCUGACGCAAACUACCUGGCUGCCCGCGGCUAUGAAAGAACACUAGAAGCUGUUCAAGCCUUUGGCCCAUGGGAGCCGGUGCGCAACUCCAGCGGCCCUAUCCACAUGCUUGACUUCCCUAGUGAGAAGACGCCAUUUCAAAGCUUGAAACAGUGCGAGUUCUUAGGGCUUCCGAUUACAUCUUAUCUUGAUUAA